Cololabis saira (Pacific saury) is the source of this 7367-nucleotide messenger RNA. RefSeq names its product SET binding factor 1 (gene sbf1). The record is from RefSeq and is a predicted model, not a curated record. Lineage: Eukaryota; Metazoa; Chordata; Actinopteri; Beloniformes; Belonidae.
CGAGACCGGGGGCCUGAGCCCGGCCCUGGAGGUGCGCAUGCUCCUGGAAGCCCCUCAGAGCAGACGGAGCAGCCCGCCCCUGGAGGUCCUCAGUGCGCAUGCCCGCGGCUGUCAGUGGAAGGGAAACUGACAGUAUGGCGGGCGAGUGCUGCUGCCAAGAUGCCACUGUUGCUCGUGAUGUUUCUACCGCCGGCAGCGCGUAUAUGGACUAGUGACGUUUUAAAAAGAAGAGGAUUUACCGACAAAAGCCUUGGGCCGUGAUCUUCCAUGAUGGCAAGGCUCGCCGACUACUUUGUUGUGGUCGGUUACGACCUGCAUAAGCGAGCAGUUGAGGGUGAGGGACAAGGUUGCAUUCUCCAGCGGUUUCCUGAGAAAGACUGGGAGGACAGCUCGUUUCCACAAGGCGUAGAGCUGUUCUGUCAGCCCAGCGGGUGGCAGCUGGUUCCAGAGCAGCAGCCGGCUUCCUUCUUUGUUGCAGUUCUGACUGACAUCAACUCAGAGCGUCACUAUUGUGCCUGCUUUACUUUCUGGGAGGGUCUGGACAAUGUACAGAGGACUGAGGUCAGCAGGGCGGAUGAGGCAGAUGAGGAGCCAGCUGUUCAGCCAGCUAAAGUCUUCGCCCCCAAGAGCCUAGUGGUGGUGUCUCGACUGGAUUACACAGAAGUGUUCAGGAACUGUCUGGGUAUGAUCUACACAAUCCAUCUGGAUAGUUUCUCCGUCCCAUUGGAAACAGUGAUUGGAAACCUUUUGACGUGUUUGAUCCCCAUCGCUGGAGGCUCCCAGACAGAUGAUUCCCCAGUUUGUAGUUUAGACAAAGUUCACCAGAGGACGAUUACGUUAGGAGCCGGUGACCGGCAGGUGAUCCAGACUCCCAUCAACGACUCUCUCCCCGUCAGCGGCAGCAGCGUGGCUCAGCUCUUCAGGCAGCUCGGAAUAAUCAACGUACUGUAUCUUUUCUGUGCGGCCCUGACGGAGCACAAGAUCUUGUUCCUGUCCAGCAGCUACCAGAGACUGACGGACGCCUGCCGAGGCCUGCUGGCCAUCAUGUUCCCCCUCACAUACAGUUUUACAUACGUGCCUAUCUUACCAGGAAAACUGCUAGAGGUCCUCAGCACUCCCACCCCUUUCAUCAUCGGUGUCAAUUCAUUCUUCCGCUCAGAGACACAAGAACUGCUGGAUGUGAUCAUAGCUGACCUGGAUGGAGGCACCAUCACCAUCCCUGAGUGUGUCCACAUCUCUCUGCUGCCUGAACCUCUGCUCCAGCAGACCCAGACUGCUCUCUCUAUGGUUUUGGAUCCGGAGCUGGAAGUUGCUGAUCAGGCUUUUCCCCCUCAGUCUCUGCAACCGUCUGCUCUCAAGAUCCAGGACAAGGAGAUCCGAGCAGUCUUUCUUUGGCUGUUUGCUCAACUUUUCCAGGGUUAUAGGUGGUGUUUACAUAUUAUUCGUAUUCACCCAGAACCCGUGAUCCGCUUCCAUAAGGCUGCCUUCCUGGGCCAGAGGGCCCUGACGGAGGACGACUUCCUCAUGAAGGUGUUGGACGGCAUGGCGUUUGCAGGCUUCGUGUCAGAGAGAGGUCCUCCCUACCGAGCCACCGACCUGUUCGAUGAUCUGGUAGCCAAUGAGGUGGAGCGGAUACGGCAAGAGGAGGCGUGUCCACACAAAGUGAUGUACCAUGUGAAGGAGCUGGCAGAGCAGCUCUUCAAAAACGAGAAUCCAUAUCCUGCUGUGGCCAUGCACAAAGUCCAGCAGCCAUCAGAAACCAACCAGAAAACCAAUCAAUCUCCCUUCCCAGUUGUGGAUGAGGUUGCAGUGCAGCUGUUUAUGGAUCAUGCUGCUGCAAAACUUAAGAGUGCCCCUCCGGUGGUCAAGGCGGAGCUGAAGAGCAUGGUGCCGUCUGGGCCAGCACUAGAAGAUGUAGUGGACAGGAAUGGGAACGUGAUGGCCAACAGCGCUCGCAGGCUGGAGGUGGUGAGGAACUGCAUCACUUACAUCUUUGAGAACAAAAUGCUGGAGGCAAAGAAGCUGAUGCCAGCGGUGCUGCGGGCGCUGAAGGGUCGAGCAGCUCGAGUUUGUUUAACCCAGGAGCUCAAUCAGCACGUCCUGCAGAACAGGGCUGUUCUGGACGACCAGCAGUUUGAUUACAUAGUCCGCAUGAUGAACUGCACCUUGCAGGACUGUUCACAUAUGGAUGAACAUGGCAUUGCUGCUGCCAUCCUUCCCCUCGUCACGGCCUUCUGCAGAAAACUGGGUGCAGGCAUCACUCAGUUUGCCUACAGCUGUGUCCAGGAGCACAUGGUGUGGACCAACAUGCAGUUCUGGGAGGCCAUGUUCUACAGCGAUGUCCAGAACCACAUCAGGGCUCUGUACCUGGAGACAGAGGAGGGAGAUCUGCAGAACAACUCGCAAGAUGGAUCUGGCAAAAAAAGGGAAAUCAGUGCCUUGGAGCUUGCGUCUGACCAGAGCCGGCUGUGGCCGACACUCAGCAAGGAAAUGCAAAUGGAGCUGGUACAGAAGGAAGAGAGCACGGUGUUCAGCCAGGCCAUUCACUACGCCAACAGGAUGAGCUACUUGCUGCUGCCGCUGGACACCAGCAAGAACCGUCUGCUGAGGAACGCUGGCCUCGGAGACGUGGAGAGUAUCAGCAACAGCUACGUGACAAACAGCAUUGCAGGCAGCAUGGCGGAGAGCUACGACACAGAGAGCGGCUUUGAAGACGCCGAGAGCUCAGACGUCGCCAACUCAGUCGUGCGCUUUAUCAACCGUUUUGUAGAUAAAGUGUGCAACGAGAGCGGUGUAACAAACGAGCAUCUUAAGGCCCUCCACACCAUGAUUCCAGAUAUUGUUCAGAUGCACAUCGAGACUUUAGAUGCAGUCCACAGGGAGAGUAAGAGACUGCCUCCAAUUCAAAAGCCUAAGCUGCUGAGGCCGACCCUGCUGCCCGGAGAGGAGCUGGUGAUGGACGGCAUGCGUGUCCACCUGAUCCCUGACGGCCGUGAGGAUGCAACAGGGCUGAUGGGAGGGCCGCCUCUCCUCCCCGCCGAGGGGGCCGUCUUCCUCACUACCUACCGCCUUAUCUUUAAAGGAACACCCACUGACCCGCUGGUGGGUGAACAGAUUGUGACUCGUACAUUCCCUAUUGCCUCUCUGACCAAGGAGAAAAGGAUCUCAGUGACGUUAACCAUGGACCAGUUUGUCCAGGAAGGACUCCAGCUGCGAUCUUGCACCUUCCAACUAAUGAAAAUUGCGUUUGAUGAGGAAAUUGCAUCCGACCUGGCCGAGGUUUUCAGGAAGCAUUUGCACAAGCUCCGCUAUCCUCAGCAUGUCCAGGGCACGUUCGCCUUCACCGUGGGUCAGAGCGGCAAGCUGGCGGUGGAGCACAAGACCAAGGACAAGAACCAGUCACUGAAGACACUUUCCAAAAACCUGGUGAAGAGUGCCAAGAGGACGAUUGGCCGACAGUAUGUGACAAGGAAAAAGUAUUCUCCCCCUACCUGGGAGAACAGGAGCAGCUUUGCAUUGGAACUAGAUGAGGACGACAUCUCAGUGUCAGAGGAAGUGGACCAGGGCGCCCUCACCCUUUCCUCAACCAUCCGCUCUUCAGACAGACAGACCAUGAGCAACGUUGUGGAGCGCGCCUGCUGCCGCGACUACCAGCGUUUGGGUCUGGGGACGCUCAGCAACAGCCUGACACGUUCCAAAAACGAACCUUUCCGUAUUUCCACAGUUAACCGCAUGUACACCGUCUGCAGGAGUUACCCCGGCCUGCUCAUCAUCCCUCAAAGCAUUCCGGACACCACCAUCCACAGAAUCUGCCGGUGCUACAGACAGAACCGCUUCCCUGUAGUGUGUUGGAGGAAUUCCCGGACUAAGGCAGUCCUGCUGCGCUCAGCAGGCCUUCAUGCCAAGGGGGUGGUAGGCUUCUUUAAGUCCCCCAACACACCUUCAUCAGUCCCCUCUCAGGCAGACUCCACCAGUCUAGAGCAGGAGAAAUAUCUCCACGCCAUCAUCAGCUCCAUGCCUUCCUACAGCGAGAGCAGUGGCAGGAACACACUAAGUGGCUUCACGUCCACACAUAUGAACUCUUCUGAUUCAUCAGAUAAGCUUAGACAGCCCAAAAUUGGAGCCCUGAUGAAGCAGGUGAUGGGUGCCAAAGAUGAUCUUCCCGGAACCUUCAGCAGAGGAGCUCUUGGUCAAAGGACCAAAGUCAUCUCCCCCUCUCAGCCCAAACUGUCGGGCAAGGCCAGGAAUCCUCCUAGAGGUAAAUGGGGGAGUAUUCGAGGCAGCGGACGUCUAAGUGCCUAUAAUCCAGAUGUGGGGACACGUCUGGCUGGGAAAGAAUCUCCACAGCCCAACGGAGGGCCUAGUGAAGCUCUGUUCCUCCGCCAGCAGAAAGCCUACCUCUACAUCAUCGGGGACAAGUCCCAGCUCAAGGGAGGGAAGCAGGACUCCUUCCAGCAGUGGGAGGUGGUCCCCAUCGACGUGUGUGACGUGCGGCAGGUGAAGAACAGCUUCAAGAAGCUGAUGAAAGCCUGCGUCCCCAGCUCCCUCACCUCUGACCCCAACAUGAGCUUCCUGCGCUGCCUGGAAGAGUCGGAGUGGAUGACUCUGCUCCACCGGGUGCUCCAAGUGUCUGUCCUGGUGGUGGAGCUUCUAGACACCGGCUCAUCCGUUAUGGUCAGCCUAGAAGACGGCUGGGAUGUUACUACACAGGUGGUGUCCCUGGUGCAGCUGCUGUCUGAUCCCUACUACAGAACCUUCGAUGGGUUCCGGCUGCUGGUGGAGAAGGAAUGGCUGUCUUUCGGUCACAGGUUCAGCCACCGUGGAGCACAGACGCUCGGCAGCCAGGGAAGUGGUUUCGUCCCGGUCUUUCUGCAGUUCCUGGACUGUGUUCACCAGAUCCACGUCCAGUUCCCCAUGGAGUUUGAGUUUAGUCAGUACUACCUGAAGUUCCUGGCCUACCACUAUGUGUCCAACCGUUUCCGCACCUUCCUGCUCGACUCCGACUACGAACGCAUCGAGCUGGGGAUAUUGUAUGAGGAGAAGGGCGAGAAGAAAUGCCCUCUGGUUUGCAAGUCUGUGUGGGAUUAUAUUGACAGACUCAACAAGAAAACACCCAUUUUCUACAACUACAUGUUCUGUCCAGAGGAUGACGAGGUAUUGCGUCCAUACACCUUUGUCUCCAACCUGAAGAUAUGGGACUUUUACACGGAGGAAACUCUGUCUGAAGGGCCGUCGUACGAUUGGGAGAUGAAGACCCAACAGGAACACAUGGCGGAGGAGACGCUAGAGAAACCUGACACCAGUGCCCCUAAAUCCCAGCGGCACGUGGUGUGGCCGUGCUACGAAAACCUGAGCAAAGUGAUGCCCGACGCCAUCACCAAGCUGCUGCAGCAGCUGCACAGUCUGGAGUCUGAGCUGGGACACGCCGCAGAGAAGUGGAAGGACACGUGGGACAAAAUGAAGACCACGCAGAGAACAGAAACCAAACUGGAAAGCAAGCCGUCGUUCUCCAGCUCCCUGCUGAUGUCGUCUAACCUGAGCCACCAGCGGCGUUCCCAGGGCCUGUGUCUGCAGGAGAGCGCCGCCGGCUCCUCCCUGAACCUGGGCAUGGACUGUGAGGCCAGCGCCACCUCCACGCCGGCGGUGGGCCGGCCCAGCACCAGCACGCUGUACAGCCAGUUCCAGAGCACCGAGAGCGAGAACAGGAGCUUUGAAGGAAUUCUCUACAAGAGAGGCGCGUUGUUGAAACCAUGGAAACCGCGGUGGUUUGUCCUGGAUAAGACCAAACAUCAGCUAAGAUACUACGAGAGCAGGCAGGACAAGGAGUGUAAGGGGGUGAUUGAGCUGGCGGACGUGGAGUCGGUCCUGAUGGGAACGCCGGCCUUGGGAGCACCGAAGAACAUUGAGGACAAAGCCUUCUUUGAUCUCAAAACGACCAAAAGAGUGUACAACUUCUGUGCCCAGGACAGUCUGAAUGCCCAGCUGUGGAUGGACAGUGUCCAGAGCUGCCUGUCCGACGCCUGAGGGGCCGGAUGAACACAUGAACCCAUGAACACUUGACUGGGAGUCGUAGUGACACGGAGGCCCCGGGGCCUUCACCACUUCAGCUGUUCCUUACUAGUGUCCAGCUAACACUCCUGUGUCACACCUUUUCUGCAUUUUUAAAACAAUUUAGAUAUAAAAUAAAAUGUAAAACAAAAACCAGAAGAACCACUUCCUAUCGUAGAUGUCGCCACCUUACCUUCUUUACAUUCUGAUCACGGUUCCUGCACCUGAACACAUGAAUGAGUGAAUAUUCAAGCAUGUUGCAUAUCAGUGAGGCGUUUGCAGCUCGGACCAGCAUGAAGAUCCUUUCACUGUAAACCACUCCUUCAUGCUUCUCAAACACGUCGGACUGCCCACAGAAUCAUCUAAGACUUAAUUUGUUCAUGACUGGACCAAACCUGCCCCGAGGAACAGACACCAUCACUCUCCUCCCGUCUCCACCGGUCAUGUGACCCACACAGUCCACUCACGCUGCUGCAGCCGCACCACAGGUUCAUGAAGUAUUUCCUUUUCUUUUGACUUUGUUUUCUAACUAUCUGAUUUGUACCAGUGAGAGAGAUGAUGCUUACUAAGGUUGCUACUGUGAAAGCCAUGAGUCGGUGGUGGAGAUGGAGCCCAGACCCGGUGGGAGAAUCGUUUAUAAACUUGAAGAAACCUGUGUCGCUAAGCUAAACUCAGCUCUCUUUACCCCCCAACCCCAGCCGUGUCUUAGACAACCACUAUGAACAUUUUUAAGGGAUGUUGAAGGGAAAAGGAGGGAUUUAUUUAGUAGUAAUGCCUUCAAAGCAGUUUCUAUCUGGAGGUGGGUUAUUCAGAGAGGUUUCAGAGGAGGGGGGUGUCCUAGCAGCAUCAGGAACAGGGUUUUGUGACGGGUGCUGUCUGUUACGGUGCUCUGGUACUGAACACAGAAUGUUUCUCAAAGGAAAAUGCUGGUAUAUAUAUUUUUGGGUUGUAUUUUUUUAUUCUCCCUGUUAUGAAUUCUGGCCAAGCUAGAUUUGCACUGCCUUUAAAUGAGGACUACUCAAUAUUUUGAGGCAAGCAGAAGUUAAUUUCCAGUGCUAAGUGACAGGAAACACAGAAAUAGACGAGGGAUAAGUGAGGACUGUGAGCAGGACCCGCCAGUCAGAACUGAGUCCAACAUGGGACGGAGAGCUAGAAUGAAUAAACCUUAAUUUUCCAGUGAAAGUAUCAAAAUCCCUAAAAACACUGGUCACAUCUUGACAUUCUUCCUUAACAUCCACUUCUAGCCUGGUGGAGUUAAAUCUCACUGCACCUUUCAGGUUCUGUGUACGACGGAGUAUAAGGGCCAAACUAAGACAAAA